AUGGCCUCCAGAAAUGGGAUCGAUCGUCGAGAUGAAGAUGAGGUCUGCCCCGUCUGCAAAUCCUCGCGGUACCUGAACCCGAACAUGCGGUUCCUCAUCAACCCAGAAUGCUACCACAAGAUGUGCGAGUCCUGCGUUGACCGCAUCUUCUCAUCCGGCCCCUCCAACUGCCCUGUAGCAGGAUGCCGAAAGACGCUACGCAAAAACAAAUUCCGAGCCCAAACCUUCGAAGACAUCGGGGUAGAAAGGGAGGUUGAUAUCCGGCGACGAGUAAUGAACAUUCUCAACCGCCGCGAAGAAGAAUUCGACACAAAACGCGCCUGGGACGACUUCCUCGAACAACGCGAAGAAAUGAUCGCCAACCUAGUCUGCCGAACAGACGUCGCCAAAACCGAAGCGCAGCUCUCAAAAUACGCCACGGUCAACAUACAAUCCAUCCGCGCAAACCAAGCCCUCGAAGAACAAGAAGCAUCCUCCUUCGCCGCCCGCAUGACCCUCGAGCAAGAAGAAAUGCGCCUCCGCCGCCAAGCCGCCCGCGAACAACUCGAGAACGAGCGCCGCGAGAUGCAAGCCGGACGCGAAGACAUGAUCUCGCGCCUGGCCGCGGGCUCGAGCGCCGAUGCUGCGGCGAUCGCGCGCGAAGGCCACAAGGUGCUGCUUAAGAAGUCGUCUGCGCGGCGCAGCGAGGAGGACCGGAUUCGGCAGAAACAGGCUGCGUUGCGUAGUAGUGAGCUCAAGCGCGGCGGUGCGUUGCCCUCGACGGCUGAGGCGGCUGGGCCGUCGGAUGGUGGGCUUAUUAAGGGUCUGCGGAGGAUCAAGACGCCUGAGCCUGAGAAGCCGUAUGAUCCGUUUAUGGGGUAUGUGCCGGAGAAGCGGGAUUACUAUUCUUUGCAGCCGUCUUAUCCGUCGACGUAUCUGGAUCGUGUGAAGAACGAUACUCGGGUUGCGGCUGGCGGUUACGAUCUGCAGGAGUAUUACUCGCGGACGCUGGUGGAGGCGUUUGCGGGAUUGGGGUGUUUUAUUGAGGAAGAGGUUUCGCAACGAGAUGCUGCUUCCUCGGGGCUUGGAUUGAAGCCUGCUGCGACGACCAGUGCUGCGAUGGUGGCGGGCGAGAAAAGAUGA
This is a messenger RNA of Penicillium verhagenii, 1122 nucleotides long. Its product is annotated as TFIIH/NER complex subunit TFB3. The record is from RefSeq and is a predicted model, not a curated record. The transcript has 3 exons. Gene Ontology annotation, cellular component: transcription factor TFIIH holo complex. Gene Ontology annotation, biological process: regulation of transcription by RNA polymerase II; positive regulation of cyclin-dependent protein serine/threonine kinase activity; nucleotide-excision repair. Lineage: Eukaryota; Fungi; Ascomycota; Eurotiomycetes; Eurotiales; Aspergillaceae. Bases 1 to 1122 code for a protein of 373 amino acids. Gene Ontology annotation, molecular function: cyclin-dependent protein serine/threonine kinase activator activity.